AUGUCUACUCAGUUACUUCGACCCGGUGCAACUCAAGAGAAAUCUGAUGAAGCUCGUACUUCCUUUUUAGUUGGCGCGAUUACCGUAUCAAAUAUGAUUAAGUCCACUUUAGGUCCUAGUGGUAUGUUAAAAUUGCUUUAUAAUGCGAAUGGUGAGCCAAUCAUUACUAAUGAUGGGGCAACAGUUCUUAAGAACAUAGUUCCUAAUGGUCCUUCAGCUAAGAUCUUGAUUAAUUCAGCCCAAGAACAUGGAGCUAAUCAAGGUGAUGGCACAACUACUUUAACUAUUUUAACUGGCGAAUUACUUCAAGAAGCCGAUCGACUUAUCUUUAAAGGUGCCCAUCCUUACAAAAUCAUUAUAGCUUAUCGCCAAGCCUUUAAACAAGCCAUUACUAAACUUAGAUCUUUAGCUACUACUAGUCAAAGUCAAGAAGAGAAACUUAGUUUAGCCAAAACAACUCUUUCUUCUAAAUUCUCACCAAUUGAGCUAGAGAGUCUUUCACAACUGGCUGUAGACUUAUCAACUCGAGUAACUGAUAUUGAAAUGGUUAAUAUUAUCAAGAUUGUAGGUGGUGAAAUUUCUGAGUCGCAUAUUGAUAGUGGGCUUAUGCUAGAGUGUGAUGUAGGUCCAGGUCAAAAGACUCGUGUGGAGAACCCUAAAGUCUUAGUGGUUAAUACGGCUUUAGAUACGGAUAAAAUCAAAAUUUUUGGGGCUAAAGCAUCAGUUACUUCACCUAAAGAUCUAGAACGGUUAGAAGAAGCAGAAAGACAACGUAUGUCUGAAAAAGUAGCUGCAAUUUCUAAACAUGCCGAUGUGAUUGUUAAUCGCCAAAUUAUUUAUGACUAUCCUACUCAGGAGUUUACUAAACGAGGUAAAGUUUCAGUAGAACGGGCUGAUUUUACUGGGGUAGAAAUGCUAUCUAAAGUUCUAGAUGGAAGUAUUUUAAGUACGUUUGAUGAAGUUUCUGCGGCUGAUAUAGGUUCUUGUGCUUUGUUUGAACGUUUGCGCCUGGGUGGUCGGGUCUUUUGCCGGUUCUCAGGUCUACCAAAGACGGGUGCUUGUACGGUGGUGAUUAGGGGGCCGACUAAGGAAUUACUUGAUGAGGCGGAAAGGUCUUUGAUAGGAGCGGCUAAGGUUUUGAUGGGAAGUACAGGAGAGUAUAUUUGUGGUGGAGGUAGUGCUGAGGCGGCGGCUUCUUGUGCUAUUGCUGGUGAUUCUGAAGGCGAACGGGCUUUUGCUCGGGCCUUGAUGGAAACUACGCGUACUCUGGCUGAAAAUGCCGGUCAUUCAUCUGAUGAUACGAUUGAUACAAUUAUCAAGAAGAAUAAGGAAGGUGUAUUCACUUGGGGUGUAGGAGCAGAAACGGCUGAGUGUAUGGAAAAGCUUGGGGUUAAAGAGUCUCUUUCUUUGAAGGAAGCUAUUUGGACCCGAGCGGCCGAAGCCACGGAAAUGCUUCUGCGUUGUGAUGGUAUCAUUAAGUGCAAGCCUCGUGAACGCGUUCAGGAGUAA
Messenger RNA from Nematocida homosporus, 1509 nucleotides. RefSeq names its product T-complex protein 1 subunit beta. The record is from RefSeq and is a predicted model, not a curated record. Gene Ontology annotation, molecular function: ATP hydrolysis activity; ATP binding; ATP-dependent protein folding chaperone. Gene Ontology annotation, biological process: protein folding. NCBI's taxonomy places the organism in Eukaryota, Fungi, Microsporidia. Gene Ontology annotation, cellular component: chaperonin-containing T-complex. Bases 1 to 1509 code for a protein of 502 amino acids. The transcript has a single exon.